AUGACGCUCGGUUCUCCCGAUCAAUAUGCGUUGUUGCCGUAUGGUGAUCAUUUCUUUGGCGGAGCAGCGCUUGCUCGAUCAAAGUCCUACCCCUCUGAUUCAGAAUCAGAUUUCUACAUCCCUUUCGAGCCUAAUGAUUAUCGUCCACCGCUAUCGAACGUCGCUAUCCGACUUCAAGAUCCCUUCCUAAGGUGCGACAGGAAUCUUGGGUGGAACAUUGAUUGGGCAGUUGCAUUCAUCGUUGAUCGACUGGAACAGAAUUGGGCUGACGCAGCCGAGAAAUUAAAGAACGUACGGAUACGGGCUGCGACACUUGAAAGGGACGGGCUAGUCCAGGAGAUCCCAUAUCGUAUCUUCAACAAGCUCGAUGAAGUACUCUUUGCCGGUCAUCUGAAAAAUGCAGUCUUCCUCGAUUUUGACACCCUGGGUACCGACGUCUCAGGCGCCACCUACACGCACAGACUAGGACAAAAUCCUGAGGUCAAGCGUAUCUCUAUCGUCUUGAAUCUGGACGCGCUCGAAUGCGCCAAGGCGAAAGACAUCGUCGCUGUUCUGAUCCAUCACAUGAUACACGCAUACCUUCUGGUCGCUUGCGGCUCACAGAAAGAAGACGAGGUGGACUAUGGACGCUUGGAUCAUGGCGUGCAGUUUGGUAAGAUCAUGUUUACCAUUAAGAAGCUCUCAGCUGUGCACGGGAGAGAGUUGUCGCCUCUCAACUAUGGGCAUGGCUCUUCCAACGUUCGCUACAUUGCCGAGGAAUACUACAGUCCAAGAAGGAGAGAAGUAGUUGAGCGUGCGGACCGGGAGCGAUGGUAUUGCAGCCACUGCCAUAGCAUCGUGCAGGGGCCAUCCGAGAGCGAAGUGCAGAAGUGGUACGGGAAGGUUUGCAAGCCGCUUUUCGACCAGACCAAGUGCGUCCGCGAGCCGGAAGUCCAAACGUACAACGAGCGGCGUCAUGAGCUCGAGACGAAACACCGCGCACGUCUUAGACCUUCUGCAAAGUCGGUCGAGUUCAUGUACAAAGACAAGCCCGUCCUCGUUGAUGGAGAUAAGAUUGAAGAGUUUCUGAGCGUGGUGAGGGCAUUCGAAAAGGCGGGUAGCCGCUUUCUGAAGGUACACAAGGAAGUUUCUGAAGACACCUUCGUCCGCUUCCUGGAGUUUCUGCACACUGGCUCCUACCGGCCUGACCCACGCCCAUUCGCCGCCGCAGCAGCCGGUCUUGGUAUCGAACGUCGAGGGCCACCCAUCAUCAAACCCCAAGCAACGACCAGUGAAGCCUGCGUUCUAACUGACGUAAAGUUUGCCAAGCUCGGCACAUUGAUGGGCUUCGAAGACUGUAAAAGUUAUGCUCUCGAUCGGAUGAACGCCUAUGGCAUCCUCAACGAAGACCCCGUAGCCGUCCUCAACGAAAUCUAUACAGGUUACGAGCCGGACUCUGAUCUGAAGGACUGGGCGCGAAAGUUCCUCGUCCGAGCGCCAAAUACUCCGAACCCAGAGUACCACACUACGUCGAUCAGCCUCACCACCAUUGAACCGCCCAAUCUUAUCAAGCUUGAGAGUCAGCAGAGCUCCCAUCGUAUGCGCUUUCUCGAUGCGAUCGAAUCCAGUGGAGCACUGGAGAACGACGUCAACAAAGCUCGUGCCGAACUCAAAGCUGCCGGUUGGUACAGCUGGUCUACAUUCCUACCGCAUGAACCACCCAGGCUGCUCACCGAGCGCUCCAUGAGCUACUCCGCCCACCCACUGGCCCUUGGUCGACGCUCCCCUCUUCUCCUCGGCCGCGCAUCCACACCAGACCCCUGGCGCAGCGUCCACGACCUCACCGACCGACUCUCAUCCCUAGACAUCGACCGUCUGCGUGAUUUGGAGCGCGAGAAGGAGCGCGACCGUGAGCGAGUGGAGAAGUUGAGAGACUAUGAACGGGCCAAGUACAGUGACAUAGAGCAUGAGAAACUCAGGAAGCUGCGUCGAGAGAAGGAGCGUGAAUUGGAGAGGGAGAAGGAAAAAGUGAGGAGGUUGGAACGGGAGAAGGAGAAGGUCAAGGAGACGCAUGCGCAGUUGCAGGCUACGGCGGCGAUUGAAGCGCUUUUUGGGAGGAGUAGGCAUGGGGGGUUCGUUGGGGAUUAUGAUUAA
Molecule: messenger RNA, 2133 nt
Organism: Alternaria incomplexa
Lineage: Eukaryota; Fungi; Ascomycota; Dothideomycetes; Pleosporales; Pleosporaceae
Exons: 1
Coding region: 1-2133 (710 amino acids)
Biological process (GO): DNA damage response
Cellular component (GO): nucleus
Molecular function (GO): metalloendopeptidase activity; polyubiquitin modification-dependent protein binding; single-stranded DNA binding
Source: RefSeq, a predicted model, not a curated record